AUGGAGAACCGGGCAUCUGAACGAGACGGUGAUAUGGCUAUUGGAGAAACCGACUUAAUUAUGAACAAAUUUGGAGCGCCAUUGGAAGAUAUAUACAAAUUGGCCAUAUCUUUUUAUCGAGGAAGAAAACACAGUUGUGAGCUUAUGGUACCCUACGAAAAACGAUUGCUAUUCAUGGCAUAUUCAAAGCAGGUACGCUACGGUCCUUAUGAUGCAACUGCAGAUGAUUCUGGAUGGUUUGACCUUGUUGGUAGCGAUAGAACGAAAGCUUGGAAAGAUUUGGGUACCUUAAGUACUUCUGAUGCAAUGUCAGCAUUCAUUACGCUACUCGAUGUUGUUUGUCCAUCAUUUCGUGAUUUUGUCAACGAACAUUUACAGUCACAAGUGAAUUUCAAAAGUGAAGAACACGAGGAGAAUAAGGUCCAGUCUGAUUUUCAAGCAAUGAAUGAUUUGGAAAGAUUUGAAGUACAACGGCAACAAAUUCAGGAAGCUCUCAAUCGUCAGACAUAUCAUCAGUUUCGGGCAUAUGCUCAACAACAGUUUGUAGGCGACCCUAUCCAGGUUUGGAAUUACUUUAUCUAG
Brugia malayi is the source of this 582-nucleotide messenger RNA. RefSeq lists its product as uncharacterized. Gene Ontology annotation, molecular function: fatty-acyl-CoA binding. Lineage: Eukaryota; Metazoa; Nematoda; Chromadorea; Rhabditida; Onchocercidae. The coding region runs from base 1 to 582 and encodes 193 amino acids. The transcript is spliced from 5 exons. The record is from RefSeq and is a predicted model, not a curated record. Gene Ontology annotation, cellular component: Golgi membrane.